AUGUCGGCGGCUACAAACGCUGACGCUGCUGUUAUUGCAAUACGCACCUACCUCGCCUCCAAGACUAUCACGCCGACCACACAAUGGCUACAGUCCUACAAGCCUUCCAUCAAACUUCAGACUCCGCUCAUCGUCCAGCAAAAGUCCGCCGAGUCUCGUCUGCUCAGCACCGACUUCACAUCCACCCUUCAGCCCACCGCAGCCUCUUGCUUUCCUGCCGGUAUAGCAAGUCCUGAAGUGCAAGCCCUGCGCGUCCCUGGUCCCGUGGCCGUCCAGAUCCUAGAUAUUGACGAUGUUGGCCGCAGUAAAUGGAGUCAGGUCGAGGCUAUAGAGAUGGAAGAGCGAGGCGAGAUGCGCAAGGGCCACGAAGUCAUUCGAGUUGUCGAUGACGAGCAAGACAACACUGACAUGAACCCUCCCGCAAAGUCUGCCGAAAAGGGUGGUCCACACAAACUAUUGCUGCAGGACGCUCGAGGCACCAAGGCCUACGCCUUUGAGAUGGAAAAGAUUGAGAAAAUCAACGUCAGUAUGGCUAUUGGGUCUAAGCUUGUACUUAGGGACUUCACUGUGUCCAGGGGUGUCAUCAUGCUCGGACCUGCCAAUACAGAAGUGCUGGGAGGAAAAGUCGAGACAUGGGAUAAGAAGUGGAGGGAGAACAGAAAGAAAGUUCUCAAAGAGCAGGCUGGAUGGCAGGAAGGAAUGGGUUUCGGCAUGCAUGCUGGCUGAAGCUCGCUUUGCUCAUCCCAAUCGGCCUCAUAAAACCACUAAACAACUCGCGACUGUCGACGUCUGCUGCUUUUCGAGUUGAAGAAGAUACAAGCUUGCACGACUGGCUAGCGUGCCCGAUGAUGCACACCACAGAGAAUCAGAAGAACAGAUGACCACCUCCGGACGCCGCAACAUAGCAGGGAGAGCCACCAUGCCACGAAUGUCAGUCACUUGGCGCGCCAUCUCGGAAGCGUUUUGGGAGAGAAAAUGGUUCUCAUCGGUUUUCUGCAAGCUUCUGCUCAGAAUUGCAGCUGAGAAGCUAGGUCGAAGCGAUCAAAACAGAACCGGAGAACGACCUACAAACUUUUCGAGGAGGUUGCAGAGAGCUCUUUACGCACCAUUCGCUGUAUAUAGCAAGCACUCUUGCAAUAUUUACC
Molecule: messenger RNA, 1145 nt
Organism: Sphaerulina musiva SO2202
Lineage: Eukaryota; Fungi; Ascomycota; Dothideomycetes; Mycosphaerellales; Mycosphaerellaceae
Exons: 2
Coding region: 1-726 (241 amino acids)
Biological process (GO): double-strand break repair via homologous recombination; resolution of meiotic recombination intermediates
Cellular component (GO): nuclear body; RecQ family helicase-topoisomerase III complex
Source: RefSeq, a predicted model, not a curated record